AUGUUCCGUUUGUACGACACGGAUGGUAACGGAGUCUUAGACACCAAUGAGAUGGACUGCAUCGUGAACCAGAUGAUGACCGUCGCGGAGUAUCUUGGCUGGGAGACAUCUGAACUUAGACCGAUUCUACAAGACAUGAUGGUGGAAAUAGAUUAUGACGCUGAUGGCACCGUUUCUUUGGACGAAUGGAAUAGAGGAGGAAUGACGACAAUACCGCUUCUAGUAUUAUUAGGUUUGGACACCAACGUGAAGGAGGACGGCGAGCACGCGUGGAGACUGAAACACUUCAACAGACCGGCGUACUGCAACCUGUGUCUCAACAUGCUGGUCGGCUUGGGGAAGAAAGGACUCUGUUGUAUAUUCUGUAAGUUCACUGUCCACGAGCGUUGCGUGCAGCGAGCGCCUGCAUCAUGUGUAGCGACGUACUGCAAGAGUAGACGAGCACCGGCCGCACUCGCGCACCACUGGGUCGAGGGAAACUGCCACGGGAAAUGUGCGAGAUGUCGGAAGAAAAUCAAAGGUUAUAACGGAAUAACUGGACUACACUGUCGGUGGUGUCAUAUUACUCUCCAUAACCGUUGUGUGGGCAGCGCGGGUGGAGCGUGUACGCUCGGCAGACACGCGAGACACAUUCUGCCGCCGACAGCCAUCAGGCCGUUGGUACUAGACAGACAAAGAUCACUACCACACAGACAUACGCCGGAUAAGCAAACCCUACCAGUGUCGAUAUCUCUUCCUAUUUCCAUCGCAGCGACCACAGAAGAGAAGAAAGAAGAGAAGGAGAAGGAGAAAGAACACAGAGCUCCACCUAUAUCCUUUCAAAUAACUCCACCAGAGGGCACUUGUCCGUUAUUAGUCUUCAUUAACCCAAAAUCUGGAGGCCGACAAGGGUCUAGAGUACUUCGAAAGCUCCAGUAUAUCUUGAACCCUCGACAGGUACAUGAUAUAGCCAAAGGGGGGCCAAUGCAAGGUUUGCAAACAUUCAAAGACGUUAGAAACUACAGAGUGAUUUGUUGUGGUGGAGACGGAACUGUUGGCUGGGUGUUGGAGACUAUGGAUAAAAUCCAGAUGGAGUGUCGCCCAGCGGUCGGCGUCAUUCCUCUUGGUACCGGCAACGACCUGGCCAGGUGUCUGCGGUGGGGUGGGGGGUAUGAAGGCGAAUCAAUCCAUAAGAUUCUGGACAAGAUAGGUCGCGCCAGUACCGUCAUGAUGGAUCGAUGGCACAUACAUGUUGAGAAUUCAACGGAUGAGGUGGAACAACUCCAGAUGCCUGACUCAGCUCCUCACCCUACAUCUGUACCAUACAACAUCAUCAACAACUACUUCUCCAUAGGCGUUGACGCCGCUAUCUGCGUCAAGUUCCACACGGAGCGUGAACGGAACCCGGACAAGUUCAGCUCCAGGAUGAAGAACAAGCUGUGGUACUUCGAGUUCGCGACCUCGGAACAGUUCGCGGCCAGCUGCAAGAACCUGCACGAGAACAUCGAGCUCGUGUGUGACGGAGUUUCCCUCGAGCUGAACAAGGGUCCCGCGCUACAGGGAGUCGCUCUGUUGAACAUACCUUACGCACACGGGGGGUCCAACCUGUGGGGGGCCAGCGGGGCCCAUAGACGGGGGAGGUUCCCGGACGCGCAGCAAGAUAUUGGUGAUAAGCUGAUAGAAGUCAUAGGCUUGGAGAACUGUCUACACAUGGGACAAGUUAGGACAGGGCUUCGAGCGUCAGGACGGCGUUUGGCUCAGUGUAGUAGCAUCAGACUUAUAACGAAAAGGACCUUCCCCAUGCAGAUUGAUGGAGAGCCAUGGAUGCAGCCGCCUUGCAAGAUAACAAUAACCCACAAGAACCAAGUUCCGAUGCUGAUGGGACCGGCUCCCGAAAAGGGAAGGAGCUUCUUCAAACUGUUCACGCACUGCUAA
This is a messenger RNA of Danaus chrysippus (African queen), 1914 nucleotides long. Lineage: Eukaryota; Metazoa; Arthropoda; Insecta; Lepidoptera; Nymphalidae. The record is from the annotation of a GenBank genome assembly.